Messenger RNA from Spea bombifrons (plains spadefoot toad), 1050 nucleotides. RefSeq names its product prolactin releasing hormone receptor (gene PRLHR). Gene Ontology annotation, biological process: G protein-coupled receptor signaling pathway. The transcript is spliced from 2 exons. Gene Ontology annotation, molecular function: neuropeptide Y receptor activity; neuropeptide binding. The coding region runs from base 1 to 1050 and encodes 349 amino acids. Gene Ontology annotation, cellular component: plasma membrane; neuron projection. The record is from RefSeq and is a predicted model, not a curated record. Lineage: Eukaryota; Metazoa; Chordata; Amphibia; Anura; Pelobatidae.
AUGGAGACCACAGGUGGUUGGAGUUAUGAGCCAGGCAAUCUCACUAUCUACAUGGUCAACCUAAACAGCUCCAACUCAAGCUCCCAAUUCACCGGCGUUCAACUCAUCCAGUCAUAUAAACCUCUUAUAAUACCAUGCUACACCUUGGUGGUGCUGAUUGGCAUCUUUGGAAACUACCUGCUUCUGUAUGUCAUCUGCAGGACCAAGAAGAUGCAUAAUGUCACAAACUUCUUUAUUGGAAACCUGGCAUUCUCUGAUAUGCUGAUGUGUGCCACUUGUGUACCCUUCACUUUGGCAUAUGCUUUUAACCCGCAGGGAUGGGUCUUUGGAAAAUUUAUGUGUUACUUUGUGUUCCUGAUGCAGCCAGUAACUGUCUAUGUAUCAGUUUUCACCUUAACGGCCAUUGCUGUGGACAGAUACUAUGCAACAGUCCACCCUUUGAAGAAAAGGAUAUCUGUUACUACUUGCGUCUAUGUCUUGGGAGGGAUCUGGCUUCUUUCCUGUGCCUUGGUUGGACCAGCUAUUGCACAUACCUAUCACAUAGAGUUCCAGCAGGAAGGAUUUACAAUUUGUGAAGAAUUUUGGGUGGGUAAAGAGACAGAGAGACUGGCCUAUGCGUACAGCACCCUGAUAAUUACCUACAUCCUCCCCUUAUCAGCUGUAUCCUUGUCCUAUAUCUGCAUUUCUGUCAAGCUGAAGAACAGAGUCGUUCCUGGUCACCCCACGCAGAGCCAAGCUGAGACUGACAGGUUGCGCAAGCGAAAGAUAUUUAGACUUAUUGUCCUGGUGGUGACAGCUUUUGGGAUCUGCUGGCUUCCCAUUCACGUUUUCAACAUCAUCAGGGACAUUGACAUCAACCUCAUCAACAAGCACUACUUCCUCCUUAUUCAGCUUCUGUGCCACUGGUUUGCCAUGAGUUCCUCUUGCUGCAACCCUUUCCUGUAUGCUUGGCUACAUGACCGAUUCCGCAGUGAGUUGAAGAAGAUGUUCACGUUUAAGCGUAAAAUCAUUCCCACUAACAACUGCGUGGCUGUCAGCGUGAUGCUUUGA